AUUCUUGCCCGCCCGUGAGCUAUUUCUACCUGUUCGUCCUUUCUUUCGCCUUCUGCCGCCCAGCGCGUCACUCUUAAUUUGCCAUCAUGGACACUUUACUCACAGCAGAAAUCUAUGCCAACUCGCCCCGCUUCAGGCGGCGGUCGAGUACGUUCGUGGAUGCUAUCCAUGACUUGCCCGGGAAGGAAGAGAUGGCGCCCGCUCAACUGUACAGCACAGAGUCUGGCCGUCUCUUCCACUCUGGACGCAUUGUCAUCGCUACCGUUGGCCUGCCAGCUCGAGGAAAGACACACACCUCGGUCGCCGUAGCUCGCUACCUGCGGUGGCUGGGUGUCAAGACGCACGUGUUUCACUUGGGCGACUACCGUCGCGCUACUCUUGGCCCUGAUCAGGACGUGCCUGAGGACUACUUCUUUCUCAAUGCAGAGCCGCAGUCAGUGCUGCUACGGAAUAAGAUUCUGAAGAAGUGCCGUGACGAUAUUUACCAUUUUCUUGAAAACGAAAAGGGCCAGGUAGCCAUCUACGAUGCAGUGAAUGCCAUCAGUCAGGGCCGACGAUCACUCGCCAAAGAAUUUGCAAAGAAGGGAAUCCAAACUGUCUUCAUCGAGUCCCAAUGUACAGACGAGCGUAUCAUUCAGGAGAACGUUCGCCGAGUCAAGAUCUCCUCGCCCGACUACAAGGGCUGGAACGACGAGGACGCAGUUCGAGAUUAUCUGGCGAGAAUCAACUCAAGAAUACCGCAUUUUGAGACCAUGGAGGAGCAAGAUCUGCAUUGGAUCAAGAUGAUCAACGCGGGAGAACGAGUCCAUGUGAACAAUUGUGCCUUCGGCUACCUGUCCCAACGAAUUGUCUUUUACCUGCUGAACCUGCACAUCAAAUCUCGACAGACGUAUUUUGCGCGUGCCGGAACCACACGAGAGGAGGACUCGUACAAGGCCGACGCUGAGUUAUCGCCAGAAGGCCACGAAUAUGCCAAGCAGAUGAGCGAUGUGCUGUUGAGAUACCGCGAGGAGGAACGGCAGAAGCUGAUAGACCAGGGGGCGCCGGACGCUUCCUUGAAGCCGCUGACGAUCUGGACGUCCACUCGCCGACGCACUGUACAGACCUCUGAGCACCUAGCGUCGAUGGGCUACCGCGUCAGACAACGAUCACAGAUGAGCCAAAUGAACCCUGGAGUAUGCGAGAAGAUGUCAGAGCGGAGGAUCCGGGAAGAACUCCCAGACGAGGUUACCAAACAUGAGGCAGACCCUUACCACCACAGAUACCCACGUGCAGAGUCCUACCACGAUCUUGCUGUGCGCAUGGAGCCCAUCAUCCUUGAGCUCGAGCGCGAAGAGAACGAUCUGCUCAUCAUUGCCCAUGAGUCGGUCCUUCGUGUGCUCUACGGAUAUCUUAUGGCUUGCAAUGCGGCCGACAUCCCGAAACUCGAGUUCCCACGUGACGAAAUCAUCGAGAUCAUUCCCUCGAGCUACAACAACGUUGCGAAACGCAUCAAGAUCCCUAACCUCCCACAAAGCAUGGUACCCGGUAGCCCCGAGGACAUCAAGAUUCCUGUACCUCCUAGUGGAGCGGUAAGCCCUUUUUCCGGGAUUGGGACACCCAACGUCAAUUCUGGGACCGCGACGCCUCAGCAUUCCGCUGCUCAACCGCUCAAUGUGAAAACAACCCACGUUAACCCACUUGAGUAAGUAGGUUUGCUACCGUUUCCGAUACAAUUCGACGUUCGACAAUGAAAGGGCCAGCCAGCAGACCGAUUUCGAGUCAAGCCUAGACGGGUUAUGAUAUUGCGAUGAGUUACGAUCUUGAAUGUCGGCUUCAGUACCAGGCGUUUGUGUAUACGACUUGAACGUGUAGACUGUACAUACGAUCAAGAUCCGUCGAUAACCUUAGAAACAUACGGUCUUCUUCACGACGUUCCAGCUUUUUGACAUGACUCGUGGUUCUGAUGG
This is a messenger RNA of Boeremia exigua, 1949 nucleotides long. Its product is annotated as 6-phosphofructo-2-kinase/fructose-2,6-biphosphatase 3. Gene Ontology annotation, molecular function: fructose-2,6-bisphosphate 2-phosphatase activity; ATP binding; 6-phosphofructo-2-kinase activity. Gene Ontology annotation, cellular component: cytosol. The coding region runs from base 87 to 1688 and encodes 533 amino acids. Gene Ontology annotation, biological process: fructose metabolic process; fructose 2,6-bisphosphate metabolic process. NCBI's taxonomy places the organism in Eukaryota, Fungi, Ascomycota, Dothideomycetes, Pleosporales, Didymellaceae. The record is from RefSeq and is a predicted model, not a curated record. The transcript has 4 exons.